GAUACUUUAUGUUAGUGUGAACCAUCAUAAUACUGGUGCAUACAUUUCAUAUACAAAAAAGAUACAAAAUCCGAGGUACAUAUUACUAUGCUCCUUGUGACUAAGACAACAGAUCUCAUAACAGAAAAAAGACAUGGGAUGGAAGGCAAUUAUUGGAGGCCCCUCCACUAUCUUUCUUAAUAGCGAAGCAGUCCAUCCACAAUCUUUGAGUAUUAAUGGCGAAGCAGUCCAUCCACAAUCAGUACGGAGUGAGUAUUUUGCAUUUUUGCUUUUGAAAGCUUCCUCGAUUCUGAGACGUUGUUCCUCCGGAUGGCUCUGCCAUAACGCAAUUCCGGCGGAUGCUGAGGAAAUCGGGGUUGAGUGGACAAGCUGGAUUGAUUUUGACCCGUUAACUUCCGAUUUCCUUCCGAAAUUCGGCGUCUGCGGACGGCGGCGGGAUAUGGAGGACGCGGUUGCGGUUCAUCCGUGGUUCUGCCGCGAGAAUCGCAACGAAUUGCACUACUUUGCCGUGUACGACGGCCAUGGAUGCUCUCACGUUUCAGAAGCACAAGAAAAAAGAAGAAAAAACAGAGGAAUGCAGCAGGUUUCACCCGGUGCCGGUGUCGUUCAAUUCCCGGUUCAAGGAACCUGCGACCCCUACUCUGCCGGGAAGAUCUUUUUGGGACGGAGGGAGUAUUAUACACGAGUUCUAUUGGGUUCGUCCCGAGUAGAAUUCCAUGUACUGAUCGAUAGAGGCAGUGAGCUUUCAUGGAUCAAUUGUGCAUCACACAGUGGUUGUCCCUCACUGAGCGAGCUUCUGCUUGAACUUUUCAAUCCGGCAAGCUCUUCAACCUCUUCAGUGAUCCAAUGCUCUGAUCCACAUUGCCCUUCGAAUCACACUGCCUAUUCAGCCCAAAAUACUACCUGCAAUUAUAACAUCUUGUAUGCAGACCGUAGUGGAAUAUCCGGCUAUUAUAUAGCUGAUAAUAUCCAUUUGGAUAUUAUUAUUGAAAAUUCUACUACUUCUAGCACGACUUCAAUCGUUUUUGGGCAGAACUAUCAUGUCCAUCUGGAAGGCAUCAAUAUCAAUGGGCAACCUCUGCAAAUUGACCGAGACAUCUUUGCCAACCAGCGCACAGUACUUGAUUCUGGAACUUAUUUUGUAUACCUAGCACAGGAGGUUUUUUCGCCAUUAGUUCAUGUGAUCGACCAAAGUGCUUCAACAUAUGCAAGUCUGAUUCCUAUAUCAGACAAACGAUGUUACCAUGUACUUUCAAGCCCAUAUGAUGUAUUUCCACUUAUAACAUUGAAUUUAAAAGGAGGUGCAUCAAUGGUUAUGAGGCCAAGACGUGAUACUACUAAUGUGUCAUGAGGGACAAGGUCAUUACAUAUGACUUGGAAACCAAAGGGUUGGGUGGACUGAAUUUGAUUGUAAGAUUUUGUAGUAUUUCACAAAAAUAAGAGCAAUUAAGAAACAAUCUUAAAAACUGCUACCUAACCAUUCACCAUUACAGGUACUACGCCAGUAAUUUUUUCCUCGGCCGUCAUCACUCUUUAGUGCCGACUCCCACCACUACAUCUUGAAGAUAAGCCCAUAAUCACUCAAAAUAUUAUUUUUAGUGUUUAUUUUAACUUUAUUUGUGACAUUACUAAUAUCAUUAUACUUUACUCGGUGAAACCCUGUAAGUUACUUUGCUAAUUUUGUUGUGUGGUACAUAAGGAAAGUAGCUUACAAGGUUUUACCGAGUGAAGUAUAAAUGUAUUACUAAUGUCACAAAUAAAGUUAACAUAAAAACUAUAAAUAAUAUUUUUAGUGAUCUUGGGCUUAUCUUCAAGAUGUAAUGGUAGGAGUCGGUGCUAAUGAGUGCAGACGGCCGAGGAAAAAAUUACCGGUGUGGUACCUGUAAUGAUGAAUGGUUAAAUAGCAGUUUUUAAGAUUGUUUCUUAAUUGCUCUUAUUUUGGUGAAAUACUACAAAAUCUUACAAUCAAACCGUGUGAGCUACUUUGCUUAUGUACUAUAUACAAUUAGAUUAGCAUGAGUCUUU
Molecule: messenger RNA, 2025 nt
Organism: Cuscuta campestris
Lineage: Eukaryota; Viridiplantae; Streptophyta; Magnoliopsida; Solanales; Convolvulaceae
Source: the annotation of a GenBank genome assembly